AGCCUCGAAGACCUCCCUCUCCGGGUGACCAAUGCCCAGACCCUUCUAGGGACCUCCUGGGGCAGCGAGCUAUGCCUUAGCUACUCAAGUGCGGAGGGAAACGUUGGUUACAUGGCGCACGGCCUCUUCUCGUUUCUCAGGAAUUUAGAGAACUUCACAAGCAUGAACACUGGGCUUGAGUGUGACCUGUCAACCCCUGCCGUAGGCCAAGCCACGGAGGACGCCAAGAGGGCGGCCACACUCGCCAGCCUGCGUCCGCUGCCCACCCUGCGGCCGCAGCCCUCGGCUCUGCUCACUGGUGCGGACCGUGCGUCCGGGACCCGGAAGGGGCGCGGCUACAGGACCCGGUGGGGCAGCUACGCGGGGUCCUCGUGCGCGUCCCACGUGGGCCCGAGCGGAGCGGCGGGCCCGGUUCGCCAGGUCCGGACUAGCCUCCCCGCCGGCCAUGGCAGCCGCCGACGGAACGCUUCUCCACUUUUCUGAGCCCCAGGCCGCCGCCCCCAGGACGCUCUCCAAACCCCGCCGGGCCCGGGAGAGGCGGCAAGCAGAGGCCACCAAAAGAAAGUACCAAGCGUCCAGUGAGGCUCCUCCAGCGAAACGGAGGAGCAAGACAUCAUUUCUCCCAGCCAAGAAAACUGCUAAAGAAGCUCAAAGGACUUUUAAGGGGAAGCCUCAGAAAACGUUUUCUCCAAAGAAGUCUUCGGCCAGUACAAGUGACAGAAACCAAGAGCAGAAACCGUGCGUUAAGACUUCGUCAUUGUUUAAAAACAACCCUGAAAUUCCAGAGCUCCACAGACCUCUAGUAAAGCAGGUGCAAGAAAAAGUGUUUACUUCAGAUGCUUUUCAUGAACUGGACCUCCACCCACAUUUAAUUUCCACAAUAAAUACGGUCUUAAAAAUGUCUAGUAUGACCAGCGUUCAGAAGCAAAGCAUUCCUGUGUUGCUGGAAGGCAGAGACGCCCUUGUGAGAUCCCAGACGGGCUCAGGUAAAACUCUUGCCUAUUGUAUCCCUGUGGUCCAGUCCCUUCAAGCAGUGAAAGCAAAAAUACAGCGCAGUGACGGCCCCUAUGCUCUGGUACUAGUGCCAACGAGAGAGCUGGCUCUACAAAGCUUUGACACUGUCCAGAAACUGCUCAAGCCAUUUACCUGGAUUGUGCCUGGAGUGUUAAUGGGAGGAGAGAAGAGAAAAUCAGAAAAAGCCAGACUGCGGAAAGGAAUAAACAUCCUCAUCUCAACUCCUGGACGUCUGGUGGAUCAUAUAAAAUCCACAGGGAACCUUCACUUCAGUCGGGUACGCUGGCUGAUUUUGGACGAAGCGGACAGAAUCUUGGAUUUGGGUUUUGAAAAGGAUAUCACAGUGAUACUCAAUGCUGUAAACGCGGAGUGCCAGAGCCGACAGACCGUCUUGCUGUCGGCAACGCUCACGGAAGGCGUUACACGGCUAGCUGGUAUCAGUUUACACAACCCAGUCAGUAUUUCUGUCCUGGAUGAAAGCCACGAUCAGUCUAACCUGAAGGGCAAAGCAGUUCUUGAAGUCUCCCCUCCACGAACUAGCGACGAGCUGGACAGCUUUGCAAUCCCGGAGAGUCUCGAUCAGCACGUGACGUUGGUGCCCAGCAAACUGAGGCUUGUCUCCCUUGCGGCCUUCAUCCUGCAGAAAUGCAAGUUUGAAAAAGACCAGAAGAUGAUUGUCUUUUUCUCGAGUUGCGAGCUAGUGGAGUUCCACUACAACCUCUUCCUCCAGACCCUGCUGAGCAGCUCAGGGGCCCCGGCACCAGGGCAGCUACCAUCUGCCUCCACGCGAUUAAAAUUCCUGCGGCUGCAUGGCAACAUGGAGCAGGAGGAAAGAACAGCAGUGUUUCAGGAAUUCUCACACUCCAAAACAGGCGUCCUCCUUUGCACGGAUGUUGCAGCUCGGGGCUUAGACCUCCCUCAAGUCAAGUGGAUUGUUCAGUACAACGCUCCGUCUUCACCUGCUGAAUACAUCCACCGGAUUGGGAGAACCGCCCGGAUUGGCUGCCAUGGGAGCAGCCUGCUCAUUUUGGCUCCUUCGGAGGCAGAAUAUGUCAACUCGUUGGCUUCUCACAAAAUCAAUGUUUCUGAGAUUAAGAUGGAAGAUAUUUUGUCUGUUCUGACAAGGGAUGAUUGUUUUAAAGGGAGACGAUGGGGAAGCCAGAAAUCCCGUGCCGUUGGCCCCCAGGAAAUUCGAGAGCGAGCCACGGUCUUGCAGACGGUAUUUGAAGAUUACGUGCACUCCAAUGAGAGGAGGGUCUCCGGGGCAAAGAAAGCUCUGCAGUCCUUCAUCCGAGCCUACGCAACCUACCCCCGGGAGCUGAAGCACAUCUUCCACGUCCGCUCGCUCCACCUGGGGCACGUGGCUAAGAGCUUCGGGCUAAGAGAUGCCCCCAGAAAUCUUAGUGUCUCGGCUGUAAAGAAGAGGAAAGCAAACCUGAAGAGGCCUGACCUUCAUAAGAAGACCCAGAGUAAACAGCGCCUCGCUGAAAUCUUGCGUUCGGAAUACUCAAGUGGGAUGGAGGCCGGCCUUGCCAAGGUCAAAAAGCAGAACAAACACACAGAGCCCGGCAGCCAGCCGUGCAGCGCAGAUGCAACCGGCGCCCAGCCUCGGCCGUGGGAAAAAAGCAAAAAACGCUCUCGGUGAAAGAGGAAAACCCAAACAGGCUUACAGAGGGACAGCAAGACUUCCCAGAAAGUUUUUUUAAACUCUGCCUCUAUGAGGCGGGGCCUCAGAGCGGAUCCUGGAGGCCCAGCACUGGGUUGAUGUGGUGUUCUUGUCAGAGGAGCCUGUGAGAACGGAUGGUGCUGCCUUUCCCUGAAGGCUUAAUUCCCUGCAGUUCUGGAGGCCACAGUCCUCCUCUCGUUCGUGGGGGAGGC
Molecule: messenger RNA, 2892 nt
Organism: Equus quagga
Lineage: Eukaryota; Metazoa; Chordata; Mammalia; Perissodactyla; Equidae
Gene: DDX31
Product: DEAD-box helicase 31
Exons: 20
Coding region: 446-2659 (737 amino acids)
Biological process (GO): ribosome biogenesis
Cellular component (GO): nucleus
Molecular function (GO): ATP binding; nucleic acid binding
Source: RefSeq, a predicted model, not a curated record